AUGUGGGUUGUCCUUUCCUUGCUGAUGGCCCUCUGCAGUGGUGCUCUGUCUCUGGACAAACUCAACAUGUGCAUGGAUGGCAAACACCACAAAGUAGAGCCGGGCCGUGAGGGAGACCUUUACGCUCAGUGCUCUCCCUGGCGCGACAAUGCGUGCUGCACGGCCAAUACCAGCUCAGAAGCCCACAACGAUGACUCCUACCUGUACAACUUCAAUUGGGAUCACUGCGGUAUUAUGAGCAAACGGUGCAAGGAACAUUUCAUCCAGGACACUUGUUUCCACGAGUGCUCGCCACACUUGGGACCCUGGAUACAGGAAGUGGAUCAGACCUGGCGUAAGGAACGUGUCUUGGAUGUGCCUCUGUGUAUGGAGGACUGCAACGCUUGGUGGGAAGACUGCAAGAAUGAUUACACCUGCAAGACUGAUUGGCACAAGGGAUGGGACUGGAGCUCAGGUAUUAACAAAUGCCCUAAAAACAGCAAGUGCAGAAUCUGGACUGAAGUUUACCCCACACCCAAGUCCAUGUGUGAACAGAUCUGGUCCAAGUCCUACCUUUAUACCACCUACACCAAAACGUCAGGCCGCUGCAUGCAGCUGUGGUUCACUGGGCCGAACCCCAACAAGAAAGUGGCCCAGCACUACAUCAACAACGCACGGCAACACCAGAGCUUCACCUUGUCAAUGCUGCUUUUCCUGGCUGUUGCACCUCUCUCUGUAGUGAUGCACUGACAUGAUAUCCACAUCAUGCUGUCAUGUGUCCCCAUAGUGGUUCCAAUAAAACUGUUAAUAUCAUGUCGCUGUUGCUUUCUAGUCCUGUUCUGUCUAGUUCCCAGUUGAACUCUCCCUAAUCUGCAUCUGCUUCAUUUUUCAUUGUGAUUUUUAGUUCCCUUGUCCUUCUUUUCAAUUCCUUAUU
Molecule: messenger RNA, 913 nt
Organism: Hippoglossus stenolepis (Pacific halibut)
Lineage: Eukaryota; Metazoa; Chordata; Actinopteri; Pleuronectiformes; Pleuronectidae
Gene: folr
Product: folate receptor
Exons: 4
Coding region: 1-729 (242 amino acids)
Cellular component (GO): external side of plasma membrane
Molecular function (GO): signaling receptor activity
Source: RefSeq, a predicted model, not a curated record